CGCCUGAUUUUUUUUUUUACGUGAGAAUAUUUUUAAGUGUUCGGUUGCAGAUGGAUGUGACUCAUAUCAAGAAAGAAAGUACGUUGGAUUACAGUACAGCAAAGAUUUCCCAGCAAGAACAUGAGAAUGAUAAUGAACAGACACAAGAAGAGUAUAUUUUUGUUAAGCCAGAACUGGAAGAUUGCGUGGUCGAGGAAUCCGGCAGUGCCCAGGACCCUCUCAGUUUAGACAGUGAAGAUGUACAGUUUACGGAAACAGAGGAUUCAGGUCUGCAGCAGAAGAGCUUCAUUGAGGAAGUGAAGGAUGUGAAGCUGACAUUUGAAAAUGUAUCCAAUUCGAGAGCCCAGCACAUUGAGCUGUCACCAAAUGAUGUUGGCUUUUCGAGGACAGUGAAUACAGGAUACAAAGUACCAAAUGAAGAUUCUCCUUUUGCGAAAGGAGAACGUGAGGACCGUGCCGUGUUCCGUACGGUCGCAGUUGAGGAAGAGGGAAAUUCAGACCUGGAAGAGGAAGACUCCGAGGAUGCAGAAAGUGAGGAGCAGAUGGUGACGUGCGACACGUGCCGGAAAGGGUUCCCCUCGAGGAAGGCGAUGGUAGGCCACACCUGCAAGGCGGCUGACGUGGUCGCCAGGGAGGGCGCUGCGCUGCCGCCCAACGCGUGUGCCGCCUGUGGGGAAGUGCUGGCGACUGCAGAGCUGGCGCGCCGGCACCCGCGCUCGCAGGAGUGUCCGCGCAACCGGCAGCUGCCCGGUGGCAGGGCCAGGGAUGUGGCCGAACCGGGGAAGUUCGCUUGUGACCAGUGCCCGGCGCGGUACGGUCGUCGCAGCCACCUACUGCGCCACCUGCGUGUCCAUAGUGGCGUCAAGCCCUUCUCCUGCUCCACCUGUGGUAAAGCGUUCCUGGACCCCAGCUCUCUCAAGGCCCACGAAGCCACACACACGGAUGACAGGCCAUACGUUUGCGGCCUGUGCGAGAAGCUGUUCCGGCAGUCGGCACAUCUGAGAGCGCACCUGCGAACGCACACAGGAGAGCGGCCGUUCGCCUGUGAGGAGUGCGGGGCGGCGUUCGGAACUGUGGGUACACUGGCCAUCCACCGACGGCAGCAUACGGGCGAUCGGCCGUACGCGUGCAGCGAAUGCCCGGCCGCCUUCACCACUGCCAGCAACCUGACGGUGCACCGGCGCACGCACACGGGCGAGCGACCGCACGCCUGCACGCACCCGGGCUGCGGGCGGGCCUUCAACACGGCGCACAACCUGCUGUCGCACACGCGUGCCGUGCACGCCGGCGAACGGCCCCACGCCUGUCCGCAGCCCGGCUGCGGCCGCCGGUUUUCCCAGAUAAGCAAUCUGCGCUCCCACACCCGCGCCGUGCACGAGCACCUGCGGCCCUACGCCUGCGACCGCUGUCCCGCGUCGUACUCCUCCGCCAGCUACCUGCGCGCCCACCGGCGCUCGCACACCGGAGAGCGGCCUUACUCGUGCUCCUCGUGCGGUGCCGCCUUUGCCACGUCCGGGGGACUCCGCCAACACGAACGAGUCCACUCGGGGGCGAGGCCGUUCGUGUGCCCGGACUGCGGCAAUGCGUACAAGCAGGCCGGCAGCUUGGCGGAGCACCGGCGCUCCCACACUGGGGACCGCCCACUCGUCUGUGGAAUCUGCUCCAAGACCUUCGCUGCUGCCAGUAACUUCAGGAAGCACCGCCUCAUGCACGAACGCAAUGGUGACUGUACUUGAGAUUUAGCAUAAUCCCUUGUGUUAAUGUAGUAUCCGCUAAUUAUGCAAUUGCCAUUGCAUUUGCUUUUGCAAAAGGCUUCUUUGUGCUGCCAGCAGUUUUGAGAAAGGAUAGGUUUUUCUCAAAGACAAGGGCAUCUCAACCAGACCACCAGUAUAUCAUCAGCACCAGCUUAAAUAUACACACACAAAUUUGGAGAUGCUGAGAUGAAUAUGCUAAGAGAUGGCUCGGUAAGGAAAGAAGGUCCGGAUUUAAGGUUCUGUCGCCGACAGAGUCAUUAGCGAGGAUAUAUAUCUGAUGACAGUCAAAAUUAGUGCAGUGUCCUUCGAUAAAGCAAUCGCCAAUGCAUUUGCUUUUACAAAGGGCAUGUGUCUCCUGCCAGCAGAUGUGAGAAUGGAUACCUUUCUCUCAAAUGUCGGUGCACCUCAAUUAGACCACUAGCGUUAUAUGGCAUCAGCUUAUAGAUACACAAUUGGAGAGGCUGGAAUCAAGAAAAUAAAUCGUGGCUUCAGAAAGCAGAAAGAUUAGGGUUUAAUACCCUCUCACCAGCAGUCUGAUGCUAGGGAAGAAUGAGAAAGGAAUUGGCUGUGUCCUUUUCAAAGGAACUAUCUCACUCUUUACUUUGAGUGGUUUAGGAAAAUUACAAGAAAACUAAAUGCGGAUGGCACACGGGGAUUUGAACUGCUGCCCUCCUCAAAGUGAGUGCAGCAUCUUAUACCUCUGUGCCGCCAUGUUCAGUGUUUGGAUGACAGCGGCCCGACAGUGACUAAAUACGGAUGCGACCUGCUGUUUUUGAGAUACAGUGUUGGACAGUUUUGUAAGACAGAGCAAUAUGCAAUGAAACUAGACUGUGGCUGUGCCAUAGAGGAAACAAGAGAAAGCAGUGCAUUAUCUGAACCAGUGAUCAUUUUUCUCACGCUGUGUACUUGAAGGGCUUUAGUGUAUUGCAUAAAUUUGUGGUGAUAAAUAUUUUGCUUCCAGCAGAAGGAAGAAGACAUUAUCAGUCACUUCGAUUGAAAAGAAAGGGUGGUCAGAGAUGAAAGUUCCACUGUCAUCACAGUCCAGUGAGACUGAGACAGUAGCAUUCGUGUUUUAUAGAUGCUUACAAUGAUCACGUGCACAGUGUCGGCAACUUAGGAGACAUAUUACUCAUAAAUGGAGUAAUGGGAAGUUCACUGUGCUCUCAGUGGAAAACAUAUGUGAUUAUGUUUAAUGUUGGGGUACGAUGGGUAGGCGACAUACCUGACUUGGCAGCAGCAGGAGUGUUUUUAAUACUGGAGCUGCAUUCUUAAUAGCAAAAAAAGGAAUUGUUACUGACCUCGUCCAGACAGGUCGGUCUGCGAGUGAUCUCAGAAGUCGGCAAUACGAGCAACAGUAGAGCAAACGCUGAACACGAGGCAGCAGCACCGAGAAGACGUGAGCGGCACCAGCUGCAGGGACAGGCUUCUGGUUGCUACCUCCACGAAGAAGAGUAAUGAGUUAUUCUCCAUUCUGCCUGUACCACCAAACUGCCGAGGACAAGCAGUGGCACCAGCAGUAUCAGCAUUGGAAGCUGUAAGGAGUGCAUCAGUCACCAUAUUCGACAGCAGUGUUCACAGCAGCAGUGACGUAAGGAUGGGGAGCAGGAGCGGGGAGUGCGUCGGCUGGUGCAUUUUGCAGCGGUGUUGACAGCAACGACAUCAGGACUCGGAGCAGAAACGAGGAGUGCAUCGGUCACUGCAUUCGACAGAUGGUCCGGGAAUGUCUUGUAGCAUAACACGAGUGAGGGUAACGUACCUGUCGUGAUCACUACUUUGCUUCUAUCUCUCUUGUUUGUUUUAAUCAUACUGAUUUAAUUUUGUUCUGCUAAGAUCAGGCAACCAGAAAAAGUGACUAUAAUUUUUGUGCAGGAAAUGUACUUGUGUAGAGAGACGAGCCACGUAGGGUUUAUGAAACACUCACCUCUCAACAUGGUUGGGUACAACAUGUUUAGUGUAAGCCCAACAUGAAAGCAGUGCAUAUUUUUCUGCAUUCGUUGCAACUCUAGUAGAUUACCCUUCCUGCAGAAAAUUUAAACUUCUUCCAUAUAAUUCAAGGGAUCUGGUUUACACUUGGAGCUGCCAUUUGCUACGUUUACAUGUGACACAACUUCUGGAAGAUGGAAACUGAUUUGGGAAACAGUUUUCCACUGUCACUUUUCUUUUUAUCGAAUACCUCAAAUACAUUAAAUACAGUUAGGUGAUUCAGUGCAGAUGGUGGCCGACUAUGCUUGAAGGUUGCUCUCCUACCGUGGCUCAACUCUUCCACUGACAGUGUGCGCCUUAUUUCACUCUCUGAUACUGACGUAACUGAAAGUGAAAGCUGCUCUUUAUAAAUUGUUUACCAUAAUGGUUACACCAUUAUUUGUAAGGAUAAUAUUAGAAUAUUGAUUUGCAGCAUAUCUCAUUCCAAGAGAGACAGUUAUUCGUUUGAUGACUAUCACGUGCUCAAGAUGAAGCUUCACUGACUGUAUGCUUCAGUCUUAAUGAAAGCAUGUGACGGUAUCUCUCUGCUUCGUGUUUAUAUAGAAUUACUGUCAAGAGUGGCCAUUGUGAAACAUACUGUAUUUCUACUAGCAGAUUUUAGGCAUUUGAUGAUUAAAAUUGCUCUUGGAUAAC
Schistocerca cancellata (South American locust) is the source of this 4370-nucleotide messenger RNA. RefSeq names its product zinc finger protein 436-like. Gene Ontology annotation, cellular component: nucleus. Lineage: Eukaryota; Metazoa; Arthropoda; Insecta; Orthoptera; Acrididae. Gene Ontology annotation, biological process: regulation of transcription by RNA polymerase II. Gene Ontology annotation, molecular function: RNA polymerase II cis-regulatory region sequence-specific DNA binding; DNA-binding transcription activator activity, RNA polymerase II-specific. The transcript is spliced from 6 exons. The record is from RefSeq and is a predicted model, not a curated record. Bases 51 to 1736 code for a protein of 561 amino acids.